Messenger RNA from Leptonychotes weddellii (Weddell seal), 996 nucleotides. The record is from RefSeq and is a predicted model, not a curated record. Lineage: Eukaryota; Metazoa; Chordata; Mammalia; Carnivora; Phocidae.
GAUUCAAGAAAGAUUCAUAAAACACCACCGCAUAGCAAUGCAGCUAUUACAAUGAUCUAUUUGGGGAAAACCGUGCACCUGUCUCAUGAUCACCCAGACUUUCGGGAUGAAAUAAAAGUUUAUCAACAGCAUUGUGGUGGGGAAAACCUUUGUGUCUACAAAGGCAAACUACUUGAAAAAGAGACCUUUCAGUUUGUUUCCAAAAGGCACCAUGGUUUCCCCUUCAGUCUCACCUUUUUUCUGAAUGGGAUGCAGGUGAACAGGUUAAGCUCCUGCUGUGAAUAUAAGCAUCGGAAAGGUUCCAGACUUGGAGGCAAACGAGGCUACUUCGGGUUUGUGUGCGUGCAGAGAUCAUCUCCUUGUUACAAGUGCAUUAUUGCAAUGGGCCUUGACAAAAAUCCAACUUCACCAAAGCCUAAGAAAGAAAAGAGUAUGGAGAAAAGAGAAGAACUGAAGAAGGGUGAGGGGAAACUGCGGAAGGAUGGAGGGUACAUGAUACCGAGGAGUGAGAUGGAGGGGAAUAAAACCACUUCAGUCAUUUUUUCAGCUCAAGAAGAAAAAACAGGGAUCGUAGAAGUGAGAACAGCUGUGGAAGAAAUGGAACUUAAAGGAAAACCAGGACAAGAUGUUUGGGAAGAUGCCCAGGAAAAUAUAUUUAAAUACGAAUAUGAAGAAGAUUUUGAAGUAGAUGAGGAGAAACAAGAUGAGAAAGCUAAUGAAGAAGGACAGGCUGAUGAUCAAAUGAAUGAGAUGUCAAAGUCACCCUCAGAUGAUGAAAAAGAUCAUUUAGACCCUGAAAAGGAGAGUGAAACCUCAUCGCAGAAGGCAGCAGAUGCUGAUGACAAUAUGAAGGAUGAAGGGGAUGGAUGCUGUGACAGUGAGCUGGAGGAGGAUAAACAAGGCAAGUUGUUUCCCAGGUCAUGUGACAUGGGCUGUUCAGCAAGUGUGCUCACUCCUUUUCUUUUCUUUAUAUUUAAUGGGAUGAUCCUCUUUUAA